Gigantopelta aegis is the source of this 892-nucleotide messenger RNA. Its product is annotated as acetylcholine receptor subunit alpha-like. Gene Ontology annotation, biological process: monoatomic ion transport. The transcript is spliced from 3 exons. The record is from RefSeq and is a predicted model, not a curated record. NCBI's taxonomy places the organism in Eukaryota, Metazoa, Mollusca, Gastropoda, Neomphalida, Peltospiridae. Gene Ontology annotation, cellular component: membrane. Bases 27 to 566 code for a protein of 179 amino acids.
CAGGCUCGAUCUUAGUAGUGGCUCUCAUGGUUAUUGACCUAAAGCUCCAAGACAUCUUGCCAGAACAGCACACCACGUCUCCACCAGUCCAAAUAUUCGUACUUUUGGCACAGGUGUGGAACCUACUGUCUGUCUUGCUUUCUAUCCUGGUUCUCAACUUCAGUCAUCGUGGAGUCAGGCAGGCCCAGGUCCCGCCUUUUAUCAAGACGAUAUUUCUCGAUGUUUUAAAAAGACUGGUAUUUGUAGCCGACAGUCAGCAGAAGCUGCAUGGGCUUGACAACCCUGUCACCAGCGCCCCGUUCACCGCCGAACGUCCUGCGCCGGCGUCAAGAUCAUAUGGAGAUGACUCUGACACCGGCAAAGACACCCAGACACUGCUCAAAAUCGAGGACUCGUUGAGCAAGAUGGUGGAAUACCUGAAUAGCAAGCGAGCCAAGCAUGUCAACAAAGAAAACGUGAAAAAAGUUGCCAAUGAGUGGCGCGAGUUGGCGCUCGUGUUGGAUCGAUUGUUUUUCAUUGGUUCAUUGGUUACUUUCUUUCUGUGCUGUGUCACGUUGAUUACUUAAAUGUAUUUAACAUGCUAAUGGCCGGCCUCGCUGGAGCUGGUAGGUAGGUUCGUACCCCGGUAACGACUUCCACCCAGAGCGAGAUUUAACGUCUUAAUGGGUAGGUGUAAGGUCACUACUCUGACCUCUCUCUCACUAAUCACUAACAAUUACACAUUAACCCAGGACAGACACAGAUACAUAUAUACCUAAUCUUUACAAAAUCACCAUACAUGGAUAAUAGUCUUGUCACACUUUCUGGUUACACAAUAGAACCCUUAGUUUUGUAUAUAAAUCAUUAUACAUGUAUACUAAUCUUUACUUAUGAUUAAAAACGUAACGAAAUA